This is a messenger RNA of Camellia sinensis, 1018 nucleotides long. The record is from RefSeq and is a predicted model, not a curated record. Lineage: Eukaryota; Viridiplantae; Streptophyta; Magnoliopsida; Ericales; Theaceae.
GGGCAGGGGAGGAGGAAGGGGCUGAGAUGGGGCUCAUCAGCAACAGGGUAGAGAGAAGUGAGAUCAAGCCAGGAGACCACAUCUACACUUACAGAGCUGUCUUCACUUACUCUCACCAUGGUAUCUUUGUUGGGGGAAGCAAAGUGGUUCAUUUUACACCCCGUAACGCAAAUUCAAGCACUGAGGCCUCUUCUAACUCCUACGAGGAAAUAUACAACCUCCCGUCAUCCUGUCCCACUUUUCCCGACUGUGGAUUUAGGCAACCCGAAAGUGGGGUAGUACUGACCUGCCUGGAUUGCUUCCUUAAAAAUGGUUCUCUUUACUGCUUUGAAUAUGGAGUCACCCCAUCAGUUUUCCUUGCCAAAGUACGUGGCGGCACUUGCACCACUGCACCAUCUGAUCCACCCGAGACAGUCAUCCACCGAGCAAUGUACCUACUUCAAAACGGAUUUGGAAAUUACGAUGUUUUUCAGAACAACUGUGAGGAUUUUGCGAUGUACUGUAAAACGGGCGUUUUGAUAGUUGACACAGCGGGGGUUGGAAGAAGCGGGCAAGCCUCUUCUGUCAUCGGCGCUCCUUUGGCUGCACUUAUUUCUUCCCCGCUGAAGUUGCUAAUGCCAAGCCCCAUUGGUGUGGCUACAGUAACAGCUGGUAUGUAUUGCAUGAGUAGGUAUGCAACCGAUAUUGGUGUUCGUUCUGAUGUUAUCAAGGUAGCGGUGGAGGACCUGGCUGUGAACCUUGGUUGGGGGCCUGGUGGUGAGGAAGAAGUAGUGGAUGAUGGUGUUUCUGAGCAACAGAUUGCUAGGUGAUGUGAAUUACAUCGGUUUUAAUAUUGAAACCGUGUACAUAGCCUAGCCCUUAGCAUCAAUAAUAAGUAUGUAUUGACAUUAGUAAACUGCAUAUCCAUUUGGUAAUUUGUCCGUAUGACAGUUGUGUGUAGAAAGUUAGUUCAUGGACGUUGACAACAGUAUUUGCUUGAUUGUGAAUAAAUGAAGUUCUUGGCAUUCAUGAUUUGUUA